Messenger RNA from Aspergillus brunneoviolaceus CBS 621.78, 2378 nucleotides. RefSeq lists its product as uncharacterized. The transcript has 7 exons. Bases 95 to 2299 code for a protein of 734 amino acids. Gene Ontology annotation, molecular function: DNA-binding transcription factor activity, RNA polymerase II-specific; zinc ion binding; RNA polymerase II cis-regulatory region sequence-specific DNA binding. The record is from RefSeq and is a predicted model, not a curated record. Gene Ontology annotation, biological process: positive regulation of transcription from RNA polymerase II promoter by galactose; DNA-templated transcription. NCBI's taxonomy places the organism in Eukaryota, Fungi, Ascomycota, Eurotiomycetes, Eurotiales, Aspergillaceae. Gene Ontology annotation, cellular component: nucleus.
ACACAGGUAACAAUUAAGUGCCUGCAUCAGCAAAUGCCCCAGAGGUCAGCCGUGUCUUGGUCGACACGCUACAAGAUACUGGGCUCUGGCAAAUAUGUCUCAGACUUCAAGAAGGAGAAGAAGGGUGGCACGCGCUUGUGAUAUAUGCCGUGUGCAAAAGAUCCGCUGCGAUGGUGUUUCGCCUAUAUGUGGCUCGUGUGAGCGACGGAAAGCGCGAUGCUCUUAUAACGGCGAGAAUCCGAAAAAGACCCACGACCGCCGAUAUACUUUUCGACUGAAUGAUCUUGAUUCAAACAACUCAUCUACCAGUGCCCGCCUGCAGCUGCGAAACCAUCCUCAUGGCCGGUUUGCAGAUCGCCAGGCACAGGGAGGAAUCGGAGAUGACAAUGUAUGUAUUGGCCCAGAGCCAGUAUCUCUGCUGGAAUCCGAGCUGCUGCAACCACUCGCCGAGAGCGAAAACGGUACUACAGCAACAGGUAUAAUUGCGGGGCAUGCUAGUCACUCAACCGAGCAAGAUCAGUUCUUCGGAGACUCGUCCAUCGCGUCCUUCUUGAGGCAGAUUCAGGACUCUGCAGAAAACGAAACUGUUCCUUUUUGCUUGCCGAACAUAGCUACAAGGUCAUUUCCUGUGGCGCCAACACCCAAAGCCGUUGACCUACCGCCACGAGAAUUAGCGGAUUACUUGCUAGGCUGCUAUUAUGAUAAAAUUCACAGUCUAUAUCCGUUUUUCCACCAGCCUGCCUUUGCUCGCGCAUAUAGCGCUCUAUGGGCGCCCGGGCCUACAGAGGACGUGGAUGACUUUGAGAAACGAAUAGGAUUAGGAGACUCAAGUGUGCCCUGGCCGAUAUUUCAUGCCGGACUGAACAUCGUCCUAGCACUAGGCUGCCAAUUCUCCUCAUUGGAUAGGAUGACGCGCGAAGCUACCGCGGAUGCCUUCUUCCAGCGCUCCCAGAGGUUCUUAAAUGGCAUCUCCAUGGAUAAAGGAAGUUUAGCGCUUGUCCAGACACUUUUACUGAUGUCAUCUUAUCUGCAAGGAAGCGAGUCCCCGGCACGGUGCUGGAAUACCAUUGGCUUUGCAUGCAGAAUGGCGCAAGCACUCGGAAUGCAUUCCUUGAGUUCGGAUAGAUUUAGAUCAGCGGCGGAAAUCCAAGUCAGAAGACGUGUGUGGCAUGGGUGUAUCAUGCUGGAUCUAGCGAGCAGCAUGAUGUUGGGUCGCCCGCCCAUGAUCCAAGAUUCGGCGGUCCCUCUCCCAGCCGCCGUCGAUGAUGAGGCCCUCGAUCAACCGAACCUAGUUUCCAGAUUGCCACCCACAGCCUUAUCGAGAACAGAAUUUUAUGUGCGCACGUUGCAGCUGUAUAAAAUUCUAAGACAAAUCCUGGCAAGGAUCUUUGCGCCCUGGGAAGGUAGACAGGAGAAUCUAUCCGAGCAGCCUCAGGCUGAAAGCAGCCAAGCUAGAAAUGUGAUGGAGCUAGAAGUAGAUUUAUUGGCUUUUAAGUCAGACCUUCCGGAGCAACUGAACUGGCAAAAUGGAGAAAUACCGGCCAAUACCAGUAAGCAAUAUUCGCGAGAAAGUUGCUUGCUAAGAGCAAGAUUUCUGCAGUAUAGAAUUCUUCUCCUGCGCCCUACCUUGAUCAGGCUCUGUCGGCAAAUUCGCGUCUCGCACGCUUCCUCUCUACCGCAAUCGUCUUUGGAGUUGCCAAGCGAGAUAUUUAUGGAUUUCAGGCUCAGCUGCUCUAUUAAUUGCGUCAAGGCGGCCAUCGAGCUGAUACAUCUUAUGAAUGAUACCUCGACAACUGAGCUGGCUAGUGUGUGGUGGUAUAGUGUAUUUUAUACCUUUUCCGCCGGAAUCGUUCUUGCCCUAGCUCGGACAUGCUCCGCUAUCAAAGCUAAGUUUGCAGAGUCGACUCUUCAAGAUUCUUGGAAAAGCUGCUCUGAGUGCCUAGGAAAGAUGAGCUCCCUUACUAAAUCUGCUGAGAUUGGCAGCCAGAGUCUCAACAAGGUUUUGUUCCUCCUUAUGCAGGCUCAGCAUGAUCCAUCUAUCAUCAACCCAGCCGCCGGUCAAGAUCACAGAUCACAGCCCCAGAGCCAGGACCUCCAUUGCGAAGCGUCAGUGACUGACCUACCUGUGCCUUCUGCGAUGGACUUCGGGGAAGCUCUUGGCGUGGAUGACGAACAGCGCUUUCUCGGUAUGCCGGGCUCGGACAUUUUCACCUAUCUUCUGGGAGAACCAGGUCUAGCUGGGUCAAUGAAUGAAACAAUGGGUGACGAGGUUUGGCCUACGGCACCUUUGUUUCUGUGAAAUCGAGAUAGAUAUUAACAUCGGUGUGGGAGGCUUUAAAGGACGCCUCGGGGACGCAUCUUAGCCUUUCGAGGCUGAC